AUGAGCGAGGAGGAGAAUCUGAAAAACCUUUGUGGACCUUCUGUCUGGCUGCCUGUCCUCCACUUCCUUUGCCUGUACUUCUGGUUGUUUUUGUUUUUUUCAAUCAUUUUGAGCUCGAAUGUCUUUCUUUCUCUUGCAGUGGGGUUUGUCAGCUGUGGUCAAGGUGGUCUGGUGCGGUUCGAAUGCAGUAAUCCAUCUGACUUUCGGAUAGAGGCUGACGGAGUAGUUUACGCUGCCCGUGCUCUGCGAGGCACCACGCUUCCCGCAUCACCUCUGCAGAUCAAGGCCAGUGACACCAGCUCUCAGCAGCAAUGGGUGACCAAAGUCAGGCUGACGUCUCCCUCACAGGUGCAGGAAGUUGCUGGCCCUCCAGUCAUGCCCAAGGAUUCAAAGGAAAUAGUGUUUCCAUCACGAAACGCCGACAGCCAGCUGAAACGCAUGAAGAGAGACUGGGUCAUCCCCCCAAUCAAUGUCCCAGAGAACUCACGAGGAGCAUUCCCUCAACAGCUCGUCCAGAUCCGGUCAGAUCAUGACAAAAACCGGUCUCUAAGAUACAGUGUAACCGGCCCUGGUGCUGACCAGCCUCCCACAGGAAUCUUCAUCAUCGAUCCAAUUUCAGGAGAGCUGUAUGUCAACAAGCCCCUCGACCGAGAGAACAUCCACAGCUUCCAUCUAAGAGCACAUGCAGUAGACCUGAAUGGCAACCAGGUUGAAAACCCUAUUGAUAUUGUGAUCAACGUGAUCGACAUGAAUGACAACAGGCCUGAGUUCACCCAUCAGAUCUGGAAUGGCACUGUUCCUGAGGGUUCCAAGCCAGGAACUUUUGUUAUGACGGUAACAUCCGUCGACAAGGAUGACCCCAAAACAGAAAAUGGUAUGCUACGUUACAAGAUAUUAUCUCAGAACCCUGAGAGCCCCAGCUCCAAUAUGUUCACCAUUAACAACAAAACUGGAGGAAUCAUUACCGUGGCAGCAGGCCUGGACAGGGAGGUAUUAACCCUUAAUCUAUUUUUUGUCAUCUUCAAGAAAGUGCCUCAGUAUACAUUGAUCAUCCAGGCCACUGACAUGGAGGGCAACCAAAUGUAUGGUCUCUCAAACACAGCUACUGCUAUCAUCAGAGUCACAGACAUUAAUGACAAUCCACCAGAGUUUACUUCAGAAAUGUUUUUCGGCGAGGUGCAUGAGAACCGCGUGAAUGUUAUCGUGGCCAACCUCACAGUGACUGACAAGGAUCAGCCAAACACACCAGCGUGGAACGCCGUCUACAAAAUCACAGGGGGUGACCCCACCGGCAGGUUCUCAGUGCCCACUGAUCCAGCCACUAAUGAGGGUCUGGUAACAGUUGUCAAGCCGAUAGACUAUGAAAUCAGUAGGACGUAUGUGCUGACAGUGGAGGCAAGGAACGAGGUUCCCCUGGCCAGAGGCAUCCACUCUCCUAGACAGUCCACUGCCACUGUCUCCAUCAAAGUGAUAGAUGUCAAUGAAAGCCCCUACUUUGAGCCCAACCCCAAACUUAUUAAACUGGAGGAGGGAGUGGCAUCCGAUUCAACUCUGACCACCUUCACUGCACAGGAUCCUGAUCGUUUCAUGCAACAAACCAUCAAAUAUUCCAAACUCACAGAUCCAGCCAACUGGCUAAGGAUUGAUCCCCACACUGGUCGGAUCACAACGAUUGCCAUUUUGGACCGAGAGUCUCCUUAUGUGAAGAACAGUUUAUAUAAUGCUACAUUCCUGGCCACUGACAGCGGUGUGCCACCGGCAAGUGGCACAGGCACUCUCCAAAUCUUCUUGCUGGAUAUCAACGACAACGCACCCAAGGUGUUCCCCCAGGAGGUAGAGAUAUGUCAAAAGCCAGAGCCAAAUGCCAUCAACAUCACAGCUCUUGAUGGGGACCUGAACCCAAAUGCUGGACCAUUUGCCUUUGAGUUAGCCAAUAAGCCCACUGACGUCAAGAGAAACUGGACCAUUACAAGAAUCAGUGGUGACUAUGCUCAGGUGAGUCUGAGGAUCGGCUACCUUGAAAGUGGAAUCUAUGAGAUUCCCAUUAUAAUCACAGACUCAGGCAACCUGCCCAUGUCCAAUACCUCCUACUUGCGGAUUAAAGUGUGUCAGUGCGACAUCAAUGGAGAUUGCACUGAUCAGCAACACAUCAUGGCAGCUGGCCUGGGCACAGGUGCCAUCAUAUCCAUCCUCCUGUGCAUCAUCAUCCUCCUCAUUCUGGUCCUGAUGUUUGUGGUGUGGAUGAAGCGUCGUGAUAAAGAGCGUCAGGCCAAACAGCUUCUUAUUGACCCUGAAGAUGAUGUGAGGGACAACAUCCUCAAGUAUGAUGAGGAAGGUGGAGGAGAGGAGGACCAGGAUUAUGACCUGAGUCAGCUCCAGCAACCAGACACGAUAGAGCCUGAUGCCAUCAAGCCAGUGGGAAUCCGUCGUCUAGACGAGAGACCCCUCCACCCUGAGCCACAGUAUCCCAUGAGGUCUGCAGCACCACAUCCUGGAGACAUUGGAGACUUCAUCAACGAGGGACUGAAGGCAGCAGACAACGACCCCACUGCACCUCCCUACGACUCCCUCCUAGUGUUUGAUUACGAGGGCAGUGGCUCCACAGCCGGCUCCCUAAGCUCACUCAACUCCUCCAGCAGCGGGGGCGACCAAGACUACGAUUAUCUCAACGACUGGGGCCCUCGCUUUCGAAAACUGGCGGACAUGUACGGCGGGAGUGACGACUAGAACAUACGGCCACGCCUGAAAAGAUACAAGAUGAAGAACAGGAAACAUUUCCCGUUGAAGGACACGGACAACUUCUGAUAUUCCCCAAGAGAAUGAUAGAACUGUGAGUGAAAAGAUACAAAAAAGAAAAAAAAACAUUGAUUCAGAAUUUUUUUCAAAAACAACCAAUCUAGGCUUAUUGUUGUAGUCUACGCAUACAUAUGCUUGUUGAAAGCUUAAGCAUAGGCUGUGGUCCAGUUAUGGAGGAUGUGGGAGGGAACACUGGUGAGCUGUCACCACUCAGAUUGUCGGUAUUGAAUGCGCUCAGUUACACUUGAAUUUCACAGUACAGAAGCACUGGGAUAUAAUGUGCCUUUUUGUACAUUUUUUUGGAUCUAAUGAUUAGUUUUAUGUUCAAGGCUUUAAUGGUACUGACCUUUGGAGUGAUUUCAAACAAAAGUAUGUUACACUCUGGUAUGCUUAUACAUGCUUUUUUUUUCUUUUGGUUACACAAUGCUCCUGUUUGUUGAAGAUAUUUAAAUAAAUCACAAAGAAAUGAAGAAAUGAAGGAACAUCUGUUAGCUUGGAUGGGAAGAAAAACAAUUAAGAGCAGCACUGUACAGUAUGCUAGACUUUUAGAUUUUCUCACUAAAAAAUUAAAAUUAUGCAGCUGGUUGCAAAUAAAGGGAGUUAUGAAUCAUACUUUUGUAGCAAAUUUCUUUUUUCUCCUUAUUUUGAGGUGAUGUAGUGUUAUACAAAAACAAUUAAAAAAAAACAGUUUUGGUCUCAUCUAUGUACACUUCAUUUGCCUUAGUCAUCAUCGGAUAUUUUUCCAGUUUUACUUCACUGUAAAAAGAUGUGUGUACAUAAUGUUUUUUCUUUCUUUUCUUUUGAUGUAGUAUUAUGACGAAGUGCAAACAGUUCCAAACUUGUAAAUGUAUAAUUUCGACUACAAAUUCAAGUUUUUGCAUGUUUUUAUCUUUUCAUGACAACAGAAAUUGAAAAAAAAAAAGUUAUUUCCCAAAUUUAUUUACAAAGUGAAAAAAUAAAAAACUGGGUGACCUUAAAUGUGUAGAAGUUAAGAGUUUUUUGUAUAAAAAAAGUAAAUAAAAACACUGAUUAAAAAAUUGAGAAGUAGUGAUCUUGUCAGCACAAAUGUUGAAUUUGUACCAAAAAUCGGAGGGGUUGGGGUAGGAUGAGGGGCACUAAUUACUGAAUCAGCUUUAAGAAUGGAGAAGGUUUUGGAUUAAAGCGUUGUGGAUAACCAUGUGUACUGGAACACAUUAUACAUCUCUGACCCCAGCCAUCCAAAUAAAAUGCUAAUUUUGGAGCUAA
Menidia menidia (Atlantic silverside) is the source of this 4041-nucleotide messenger RNA. Lineage: Eukaryota; Metazoa; Chordata; Actinopteri; Atheriniformes; Atherinopsidae. The record is from the annotation of a GenBank genome assembly.